AUGACUGCUAGUGAGGCGGACAUCCGUGACCUACAGUCAAAUGUCCGUAAAGUACUUACUUCGACCAAAGACCCACUGGAAAAACUCAGAUGUCAGUGCUUGUUGCGUGGAGCGAAUGGUAUCUAUGGAUUUGGAAAACAAUUUCGUAUCAUGGAUGACGAUGGGAGCAAGUCUUUAUCUAAAGAAGAGUUCAAGAAGGGUUGCCAUGAUUUCGGCUGUAACUUAACUCCAGAGGAGGUUGAUGUGCUUUUCAGAAUGGUAGAUAAGGAUGGCAGUGGUACAAUAAUUUUCGACGAGUUUCUACGUGCUUUACGCCCACCAAUGUCAAAUUCACGAAUAGAUGUUGUCAGGAAGGCAUUCAAUAAAAUGGACAAAACCGGGGACGGGAAAAUUACGUUGGAUGAUCUACACAACGUGUAUCAAGUUAAAUAUGAUGCCAAAUACACGUCUGGGAGAGCGACUGAAGAUCAAGUUCUAAGAGAGUUUCUAAAAACAUUUGAAAACGAGAAGUCUGUGGAUGGUGUCGUUACCUGGGAAGAAUUUCUGAAUUACUACAGCGGUGUUAGUGCGUCGAUAGAUUCGGAUUCCUAUUUCGAACUUAUGAUGUGGAAGGCAUAUGGUUUAUAA
This is a messenger RNA of Schistosoma guineensis, 627 nucleotides long. Lineage: Eukaryota; Metazoa; Platyhelminthes; Trematoda; Strigeidida; Schistosomatidae. The record is from the annotation of a GenBank genome assembly.